Molecule: messenger RNA, 12840 nt
Organism: Cavia porcellus (domestic guinea pig)
Lineage: Eukaryota; Metazoa; Chordata; Mammalia; Rodentia; Caviidae
Product: UDP-glucuronosyltransferase 2A3-like
Exons: 8
Coding region: 260-1957 (565 amino acids)
Molecular function (GO): glucuronosyltransferase activity
Source: RefSeq, a predicted model, not a curated record
AGUCAAAGUCCUCAGUUGUCAUGAUAUCUUGCUUUCGGGCACCAGAAAUUCAGAUGGUUUGCUACUCUUGGAACUGGCAUUGGUUUAAAGAUUAUAUACUGUGUCUUUAACCCAGCUGGGUCUCAACAACAAGUCAUGCUGGCUUAGCACAGACUCUCAAUUCAUUUUUAUGUCAGUUCAUUUCACUGAUUAUUGCCUGCAUCAGUAGCAUCAAGCUGGGACUCAGGAGAUUCUUCUUUUCUUUUGGAGCUGAAGCUUGAUGCACCAGGAGUUCUGCAGUGAAUCCACCUGGGCCUGGGCUCUUCUUUGUAGCUUGAAAGUCAGAGGUGCUCAUUUGGUUCAUAUCUCCUCAUCUUCUGCAUCAAGACACAACAUGUUACUCAACAUUCUGCUGUUGUCUCUUCAGAUAAGCCUCCUAGGAACCACUCUUGCUGGGAAUAUUCUGAUUUGGCCAGGAGAAGGUAGUCACUGGCUCAAUGUUAAGGUCAUUAUUGAUGAGCUUCUUAAGAGAGAGCAUAAUGUGACUGUCCUGGUAGCCUCAGGUGCACUUUUCGUCACGCCAUCAUCUCAAACAUCUCUGACUUUUGAAACAUAUAAAGUGCCCUUUGGCAAAGAGAGAAUAGAAGGACUGAUCAAGGAGUUGGUUUUAAUAUGGCUGGAAAAUAGGCCAUCUCCGUCAACCAUUUGGAGGUUCUACCAGGAGAUGACUAAAAUCAACACGGACCUACACAUGGUAGUUAGAGAACAGUGUGACGGUGUUCUUAAAAAUGGAAAGCUGAUGGAAAAGCUGAAAAGUGGCAAGUUUGAAGUUCUAUUAUCAGACCCAACAACCCUUUGUGGUGAAAUCAUAGCUUUAAAGCUAGGAAUUCCAUUCAUCUAUUCCUUAAGAUAUUCUCCAGCCUCAAAUAUUGAAAGGCACUGUGGGAAGGUACCACACCCUCCUUCCUAUGUUCCUGCUGUGUUAUCAGAACUCACUGACCAGAUGACUUUCGCUGACAGAGUAAGGAAUUUAAUCUCUUACCAACUACAGGACUACAUGUUUGAAACACUUUGGAAAACAUGGGAUUCCUACGUUAGCAAAGAGUUGGGAAGACCCACUACGUUAUGUGAGAUUAUGGCUAAAGCUGAAAUUUGGCUAAUCCGGACAUACUGGGAUUUUGAAUUUCCUCGUCCAUAUUUGCCUAAUUUUGAAUUUGUCGGAGGACUGCACUGCAAACCUGCCAAACCUUUACCUAAGGAAAUGGAAGAAUUUGUCCAGAGUUCAGGUGAAGAUGGUGUGGUGGUGUUUUCUCUGGGGUCCAUGGUGAAAAAUCUCACAGAAGAGAAAGCCAAUCUCAUUGCUUCAGCUCUUGCCCAGAUUCCACAGAAGGUUUUAUGGAGAUACAAGGGAAAGAAGCCAGCUACUUUAGGACCCAAUACUCGGCUGUUUGAUUGGAUUCCCCAGAAUGAUCUUCUUGGCCAUCCCAAAACCAAAGCUUUCAUCACUCAUGGUGGAGCUAAUGGGAUCUAUGAAGCUAUUUAUCAUGGGGUCCCCAUGGUGGGAGUCCCUAUGUUUUCUGAUCAGCCUGACAACAUUGCUCACAUGAAGGCCAAAGGAGCAGCUGUGGAGGUCAACAUAAACACAAUGACAAGUGCAGACCUGCUGGGUGCCUUGAGGACAGUCAUCAAUGACCCUUUUUAUAAAGAGAAUGCCAUGAGGCUGUCAAGAAUUCACCAUGACCAGCCAGUGAAGCCCCUGGACCGAGCAGUCUUCUGGAUCGAGUUUGUCAUGCGUCACAAAGGGGCCAAGCACCUGCGGGUUGCAGCCCAAGACCUCUCCUGGUUCCAGUACCACUCUUUGGAUGUGAUUGGGUUCCUGCUGACCUGUGUAGCAAGUGCUAUGUUGUUGGUCACAAAAUGUUGCUUAUUUUCCUAUCAGAAGUUUAUUAAGACAGGGACAAAGAUAAAGAAGGGAUAGAUCUAAGUUUACCAAAGUGCUGAGUUGAGCAAUCCUAUUAUUUCUGGCCCAAAGGAGCUUACUAAGAACCCAUCUUCAUCUGAUUUUCAAAUAUCUUCCUUUGUUUCAGUGAAAAUUGAAUAUGUGUUUGACAAAUGUUAACAACAUUUGAAAAUCUACUCAUAUUCAUUCGGUGUAUGUUGUUAUCUUUCCUAGAGGGAAAGUCUAAAUUGCAACAUGAUUAUUCUUCCUUUGCUUUUUACUCUGGUGCUUUACCAAGGAGUUAUUAAUUCUAAAUACAUUCUAUUCAGGGUAUCACUAAAAAUUUAAGUUGGAAUGAUAUGCUAAGAAUAUUUGAAAUCCUUGUGAAGCCACACAAUAUACAUGGAAUUUAAUGGAUGGAAGAACUGACAACAGUGGAAUUCUUCAUAGACCAUGCAAACAAGGGACAGGCUUCACAGAUCAGUAUAUUAAGGGAAGAGUAGCAAUUUUAAUUUUGUAAUAAAAUUAGCCUUUUAUCUUGCCAAAUGUUAUAGAAAUUUCAAUGUAAAUUGGCACAAUAAGAGUGCAUCAGUAUAAAUUAUGUAUGUCCAUAUUUUUAUUGCACACAUUUAGAUAAUCAAAACUACUGUCUUACUAUUUUCAACAAAUAGUCUUUAGUGCCUCCUAGUGAGUGACAGAUACAGGCUCAAAAAAGUUUGCAGAAAUAGAUCCAUUCCAUAAUUAUUUUUCCAAUAUAAAAUGUUACAUUUCAACAAAAUAUAUGUAAACAACAAAAAGACAUAUCAAAGUAUGUAUACAUUGGUCAAAUUUUGAAUUUAAAAAAUUGAUCACAUUCAUUUAACUCAUAUUUACAAGUCAGUUGAGGGUAAUAUAUAAUCAGUAUUUACUAUGGAUUUUAAUUUUAUUCCCAGAAUAAAACAUUUGAAUUUGAGUUCAUGGUAUGAUUUUUCCGAUAUUCUUGGAAUGAAUUCAAUCAGUUAAUUUCUGUGCGAUGAAUACAUUAACUUAAUAUUUUCAGCCAGAAUAUGGUUAGACAGGAUGCAUCAAAGUCCAGGUAUAGGACCACUAAUCUCCAGAUCAGUGGUAUGUCAACAGAAUAAGACAAAAGCAAAACAUGUAUUUUAAUUACUAAGAACACCAGGAUCCCUAAAGCCUAGUCACAGAUUAGGAACAAGUGGCAGGGAGUCUUUGGCUUUUAUUAGGUACAAUAAUUGGGCUGUGCUUGAUUGGGAGUGUGCAGGUGGGCUACAGAAAUCAGUGGGGUAAACUAUGGAUGCUAUUAAGGUUCAAGAAUUGAGCAACAGUGCAGUUGGGGAAAUCACACAGGAACUGGUUAAUCUGAUUUUUUGCUGGCUGUGAUUACUGAGUGUCUUAGUUACUUCUCUCUCAUUACUAAGACAAAAUACCUGACAUCCAAAGUUAAAAAAGGAAAGGUUUAAUUUGCUCACAGUCUGUGGAGAUUUCAUUCUAUAAUCCACUGCUUCCAAGGCAGGGUGGAAUGACGAGGGGCAACAAUUCUGGGAGGCAGAAGACAGCAAAAGCAGUAAGAGCAGAAGUGGGCAAAAAGGAGAAGAGGACACUUCUGUCCUGCAUUAUAUUCUAUGUUUGUUACUGGUCUCAGGGUGGGUGCAGCACUCUUACUGCCCAUUACAACACUAAUCACAAAUUAUCUUCAGCAAUCUCCAGAAGCCGAAUCCCCAUGACCUGGUGAAAUUUUGGGGAACAUUCAGACACAAAGUAUAACACUGAGCUAGACAAAAUCUGCAGGAGUCAAAGUUCUCAAAUGUCAUGAUAUCUUGCUUUGAGGCACCAGAAGUUAAAGACUAUUUGCUAGCCUCAGCAUUAGCCAUUGGUUUAAAGAUUAAUGUGUCCUUAAAUUAGCUGGGGGUCCUGCCACAAGUCAUGGAGGACUAUGAGGGGCUCUCAAUCAAUUCCUAGCCAAUUUAUGAAUAUUAAUUAUUUCUUGCUUGUACCACAACAAUCUGGUCCUCAGAUUGAUCUUUUUCUUUUGAAGCUGAAGGAGAAACAUCAAUGGAAAUGUGAUUCUUGGGGCAUCUAGACUUUGGUUGGUUGCAAUUGCUGUGUGGCAUAUUAAGAAUAGAAACCGAAAAAAGGCAGCAAUAUGUCUUAGACUGCAGGCACUCAAAAUAGCUGACAAUUGACCAGAAUGGAUAUAAUGUAUGAGACAAUAAUUAAAACAUGACAAGAAAGUGUCAUUCCAAAUUACAUCCCUAUGAAGGUGUAUAUGAGAAUUGUACACGCAAAUAUCAGUACUUAUAAGUUUGUAUUCAGUUAGGGUAAAUUUAAAUUUUCCAUCAUCAUUGGCUUCUCUUUUUCUCAUCUGAAUAUAGCUCUAUCCAAUAGAUAAUGCUAAUUUUAAAGAGAAUUCUAAAUAUUGCCAGCAUUAUUGUAUAUAAACAAAUAUGGUUUAGGGAAUGUAAUACUUUAGUAAACCUUACUUCAUGUCUGGUUCGUCCAACCCCAUGUGUCUCUGUGCUAAAUAACAUUCCUAAUCCUUGUUUUACAGUGACAUCUCAGUCUUGGGAGGUCUACAUAAAAGAUCAAAUAGUUCUUACUGUAGAUUUGACACACUUUUAGGAAGAUUAUACUUAUGAUUUUAAGCCUUACUUUCUUGUUUGCUGACUCAGUAUAUUCCUUUCUCAUUUUUACGAAUGAUAUAUAGUCCAAUGGGAAACAUGCACAAAGACAAAUGAGGAUAAUAGGUAGAUAAUUUCAGAUUUACCUAUAUAUAUAAAACAGUAUGUUCAUAGGAAAAGGUAAAAGUUGGGGAGGACUGUUCUACACUGGGUCUCCAUAUCAUACAGUCCAUCCCUCCCAAUUAAAAGUAUCACUUCCCUGCCACAGAGGUAAUACAUCCUGCAGCAGCCAUGAUGGCAUACAUAGCAACCACAGGGCUAGGGAUCAAAUCCAGAUGGAAAGUCAGUUGAUGAGUUUUGUUUAUCAUCAGCAGGACUUUCCAGGUAACUGUCUUGGGAAGGUCUUGUCUCUCUAGAAUUUGACAAAAAUUAUCCAUGUCUCCAAGUCUUUCUGACAGUGUCAAAAUAGGAAGAUUGGUGGCCUUCUGCCUCAAUACUGGAUAUGCUCAAUGUUGCACUCAUUGGGAAGGCAGCUUUAGUGGUUUCCAUAAUUUAUGGAAAUACAAGCAAACUCUCUUCCCCAGGUGAUCAGCAUGGCUGGGUCAUUCCAUUGACCUGUACGACAGGACAUGGGGACUAUUGCUCUUGGGUCAAAACAAAGAAGAAUGAUGUUAACAAAACACCGUACGAUAAGAAGAGUCUUUUCAACAAAAUACUCAUGGAAACACAUAUAUGUUAACCUGUGCAAUAAGGGAAUUUGACCUUCAUUCACACUAUUUGCAGAAAUAACUUUAAAUAAAUUAAAUAUGUAAUAUAAAAUAUAAGAUGUAAAACUACUAGAUGAAAACAUUAUUGGGCUCUGGUCCAGGACCACUGAUCUCCUGCUCAGAAGUAUGAUGAUGGAAUAAAGCACAUAUCAGGAGGGCAUCCAUGCAGGAUCUAAAAUUUAAAUUGCCAAAUCUAUUUUCAUCUGUGGUCACACCAGAGAGGGGAUUCCCUCUUUUUGUUUUGCUAAUUGUUGUUUUAAGGUUUUAGGUCUUUUAAUAAUUACUUGUCCUUGGAGAUUAUAUGGGAUUUUGACUUUAUGCUUAAUUUCCCAGAGCUGAAAAUAUUUUUGAGUGGAUGUGCUAACAUAAGCAGGUCCAUUAUCUGUUCUUAUGGUCAUAGGCAAAGGUCACUAAACAAUGCUGUUGUAUAUGAUGGACAUUCAUGCCCUUUGAAACUUGAGAGCAAUAUUAUAGUUGGAGUAAUGAAUUUAUUAUAAUUUUAUGGAUAUCAUGUAUUUUUCAAAUAUAAAACAUAAAAGAAUGUGAUUUCUCACCACUUCUGGGUGUUUGGUCGAAGAGUUGCACAGUUUAUAGAGAAAACUCAAGAUCAAAAGCCACAUAUAAAAUUUCAGCAUAUUUCUAAUACACUUAACUGUUUACCUUCAUUUGAACAGUGAUAAGAUACACACAUGUGUUCUAUAUUUUAUAUUCUAUAUUUAUAUUCUUUUAUAUAUCUUUAUAUCAUAUUUAUAUAUAUAUUAUAUUAUUUAUUUUUAUAUUUUAAGUUUAUAUAUUAUAUGUUAAAUAGUGCACAUUUUACAAAUAGUGUACUAAGUGCUCCAUAAUAUACAUUUUCUAAAGACUAUUAUUCAACUGGUAAUUUCAUAUUGAUUCAAAAUAUACCUCUUAUCAUAAAUAGCUAUAGCACAAGAGAAAGACAGAUACCUCAGUUUGUCAUUAAAAUAAUUCCAGUUUUAUAUUUUGAUGACCAGUCCAUCUGGAAGACAAGAAUACAUUUAGUACACCUGCAAUUAGGAAUGAUGACUUAUAGUUGUCAUAUAAAAAUUGUAUUUCUUAACUUAGUUUUGUAUUGACAGUAUCUCUCAAUUAUAAAUCAUUCUUUCUUGGGAUUAGUAAGAUAUAACUUUCACCAACAAAGUUGAAUUGUAAGAAGGUGAACUCUGGUUUGACAUACUUUAACACGUGUUCCAAUAUCAUCUGCCAAUGACUGGAUGAAUAGCUUGCUGGCCAUUGUGGUUUGCAUGCUCAUAUAAGCCAACUGUAGACCCAAGAUAUCUUAAGGUUGAGCAAUAGAGACUUCUCUUUUUCCAGCCUCUUGUAACUGAGCCCCAAACUGAGUAUAUGUUCUAGUAGGACUCUGCAAGAUUUCGGUAAAGAUUGUAUUGGAACUCCAACAUCUGGGAGUAUCACUCACACUCUGCAGAGUUUUAGCCUGUUGUGUAUAAAGAACUGCAUGAAAGCCAAUCUGAGCAUUUGGAUUGGCAAAGUUACCCACACUGGAAAGAAUAUCUAAUAUAGUUUUAGGAUUACUACCCUUAUGGUUUUUCUAGCCUGUUCAAUAACCAAAGACCAUAUCAGAGCCACAAAAUAUAGAAAUUGAGUACACAACAAACAUGUUUUAGCCAAAUGACAUGGAUUAAAAGCAACCAACAGAUAAGCCUGUAAUAUAUUCUCUAAUAGACCAAUCUUAUAUGGACUUUGGACUUGUUGUAUAUGAUGUUUUGUUUUAGAUUUUAUUUUUUUUAAUUGAAAAGGAACGUUAAUAUUCUCAGUUAUUAGGAUGCCUGGUUUUUCCUAGGAGGAAACACAAGUGUGCCAAACCUUUUUCCUGGGCUUCUGAAUUCUGUGAAACUCUUUGAUAAUGAUUAGUAACCAGUUUGUGCAGCAACACAGUGCUUCAGCUGGAGAAACAGUAAGGCUUCAGGUGAGGGAAGAGGUGGGAGCACAUCUUACUCCUCCAUGUAAUUUCUGAUGCUGCACUGCCCUGGAGGUUUCUUAACAGAUAAGGAAGCAGCUUUCACAAAGAGGCACUCCAAUUUAGAAAGUGUUUUGGCUAGUUGUUUAUUUCAUUUGAGAAGCUGCAUCCUUUUGGAUUUUAGAGAAAGGUGUUCUUCAUGUUUAGGCUGUACAGACUUGAGAAUGGAGUGUAUCAGGCUUUAGGAAAUAAAUAUCUCAUGAGUGAUGAAUUCACCAUAGUGUUGGGUGUGCCUUAGUGAGUCUCCUAUGAGAUCCCAAAUUUUAAGUCGUUUCCUUCAUUGAUACAACUAAUAAUUGAACUUCAUGCUAUCUUUUAAUAUUUUAGUCAAACUGCUAUUUGGAUCUCUAAUCUUAGCUUGCCUUAGCCAGGCAUGAAGCAACUGGACAUACUGUUGCUCCCCCAAUUGGUACAUCUUAUACCAUUUUAAUCCCACUUGAAAAUCUUCUCAUACCAGUAAUCAGCUACCUCACACUUUGGGCAGCCCCAUUAUUCAUCAUGUGAAGUCCUGUCCUCUUUUCUGCUCUCUGUGAUGUCUUGGGAUGAAUCAUCUGAGAGCAGGUGGUCAUCUGAGUGCUACACAUAGGGUGCCAUAUAUUGGCACCCAUGCCUAGAACCACUGGUCUCCUGCUCAGAGGUAUAAUGACAGAAUGAAAUAUAGAUAAAAUAUAUACACUGAAGUAACCAAGCCCUCCAGGGUGCUGAAAGACUUUUGAUGGGGAAGGACCAUGAGGCAUGAGGUGAUCUGCUGAUACAGUAAAGAUUCAAGAAUUGAAGGACAGGAAGUUUUGAAAAUCACACAGGAACCCAUUGGAGGUAACUGGCAACCUUAUUUUAUGCUGAGUGUAAUUACUGAGCUAGACAAAAUUUUCAGGAGUCAAAGUCCUCAACUGCUAUUUUAUCUUGCUUUGAAUUUGCACCAGAAUUCACCGACUGUUUGCCAGCCUCAGCUCAAAGAUUGAUUUCUCCUUAAGCCAGUGACAGCUCUCAGGCCAUCACAUAGGCCUGGAAUACACUCAAUGUAUUUUUAUGCCAAAUUAUUAAUAUUAAUUAUUAUCUUCUUAUAUUGUAUCAAGUUAGUAAUUAGUAAUAAAGGUAGGGAAUAUUUAUCAUUUUAAAACAAUAAUUAAAGCCAAACACUCAUAUUUCAGUCAGUUUUUCUUUACUUUCAAAAUAUAUUGGUGAAAGUAUUUUCUCCUUACAAAAUUAGGUACAUUUUUACCCACAAUUUUCAUUUCAGUAUUUGAUGUAUAAUUGAGAUAAAAUAUAUCAAUUAGUGUGAAAAUAAUUUGAAAUUCAUAUACUUUUUCAUAUGAUGUUGAAAAUGAUUAUAAAACAAGAACUUUUUCAUAAUUUUAUUUAAAGAGAAAAGAAGCAAAACAAAAGAAAGGGUAACAGCAAUACAGAAUUCCAUAAAUAAAUAAAUAAAUAAAUAAACACUAAGAAAUCACUAGUUGACAAAUUAUAUAUUGUCAUGUUACAAAUAGUUGUUCAAGUUACAAAAUUAAAGCUCACGAAGUGGACAUUCAAACAGUGAGACUCCAAACAGUUUUGCUCCAUGAUUCAACAAAAACUUAGUAAUAUGGUCAUCUGUCUUACACACUUAAACAUACAUGCAGUUAUAUCCUUUAGAACACUUUAUUUUCAGCGCUCCUUUUAUUUCUUCUUGAAUAUACACAUUGUUGAAAACACAAAUCUUUCCAAAACAUUAGUUAAUAUUGAACAUGGAUUGACAAACUGUUUCCAACUCUUUUAAAAGGUAAUUCAUUUCAGUGGGCUUCCAAUGUUAUAAUUGUACUAUGUUUUGAGAGUACUUGUUUAUAUUUAUUUUUAGCCAGUUUGUUUUUCUUUUUUGAAUGAGAGGAAAGGACUAAAGUCCAGCAUAGGAGGACUGGCCAUCCACAGGUUUGAAAACCCUGUCCCUUCUUUGUUCUUCUGAAGCUCUUCUUGAACACUGGAAUUGUAAGAUCUUACAUGUUCCAAAUCCAUCAAUUCUAAAUCAGUAUAGCCAUAGGUCAAUGUCUGAAUUGUUUCUCAAAACUUUUCACUGACUUUUGUCACUGAACAUGAGAGCUAAGAGUAAUUCAAGUGGUCUGCUAGAUGUUAGGUAUAACUUUCACAAUUCUCACAUAUUUCAACAACCAGGUUAAAUCAGUCACAAAAAGACAGUAAUGCCUUUCUUAAUUGAAUUCAGAUACAAGAAAGCUGAAAAACACAAAGAGCACACUCAACUUCUAGCCCCAAUAAGUCAUUUUUACAUGUGUGGGUGGAGUCACUGUUUUUUAAAGUACAUUUCCAAACUGCCUGCUGACUCCAAAUUACAAUAAGGACAACCACACAUUGCUACAGAAAGGAGUACUGCAUAAUUUUUAGAGUUCUUAUUUUGAGUUUCAUCCCUUUAGUGCUAGGCUUAUAUUCAAGCAAUUAUUUUAAAACAUAAGGCUACAAUUUGAAUAAUAGAAUACUUUGUUUAAGAAGAUGUUUCAUUAAACAAUGAAGGUAUGGCCUUUUCAGCAAAAUCUUAAAUAGAUGAUGUUAGCUAAUAAUAAGCUUAUAAAAUCAGAAAACUUCAAAGCCAUUAGAUUUCCUUGCCUUCUCUUUGUUACACAAAUAUGAUUUCUAGAUUCUCAGCCAUGCAGCAUUCAUGUCAUCAAUAUUUCCAUUAUUUGCAAUUUUCAUACCAAAUUGCACGGCCUUAUACUAAGUGAUUAAGGGUCUAGGGAUUUAGCUCAGCAGUGUAAAUACCUGCCUGGUAAGCAUGAUAUCCAGAAUUGAAUCCCUGGUACAAAAAAAAUAGUUCUAAUCAGUGGUUAAUACCAGUACACUGUGAACAAUCUUCUUUGCACUCAUAGCCUCAAAUUUUUACAUGCAUUUUCAAAGGUCUCAAAUAUUUUAAGAUUUUCUUCAAAAAUAUCCUUUUAGUUCUUCAUGAACUUUGAAGUGGAACUUUGCAAUAUUUCCAAACUACUUACUAACUGUACAUUAGAUUUAUUUGUGAAUAGUCAUUUGUAUUCUAGAAACCACAGGAUGCUAAAAUUUAAAUUACCUUUAUUCACUGGUUCUAAAACAUUCUUUGUGAAAUCUAUGUCAGUAUCAUCACUUUAACAUGACUAACGUGAUGAAGCUCUAGCUCACCUUUGUAACUGAUCCACCACUCCUCUCUGGCUGGUAUUGUACAGUCUUGCCCCACCAAACAGAAAAUAUUCACUCGAGGGCUUUUUUUUUCUCAAGUGCCAUGCUCUCUGUUAUACUUCUGCCAUCUACUAUCUAAUACCUGUGUUUUCACAUUGAAUUUUAUCUUACCUAUUGCAGUUUUUUGUCACUGCAUAUAGUUCCCUCACACAAACACUAUUUAUCUUGCUUAUUUUCCUUAGGUAAGUAUUAAAUAAUCAAAAGUCAUUGAUGAGAAGCAAGGUGGUCAUAUAUGUUUCUUGUCACUGACUGCUUUACCCAGUGGUCACCUGGGUAAACACACAUAAAAGCUGUCUGAUGAAUACUAACAGAAUUACAAAAUAAAACAACACUCACACUUGCUAGAAAGACAAACUUCAAUAUUUAAGUGAGAGAGCAGAGGGAAAAUAGAAAAUAAAUAAAAUACAUUUGAAUAGUUACAUUAGAAGAAAACACUUAAAUACAUGAAGUACAUUAUUAUAUUUUAUUAAUAAAACUAUUUUAUUAAUGUAUGUAAUAAAACUUUUUUAAUUUUUUUAUUUUAAGAGAAUAAAAAUACAAUAAAAAGGAUACAGAAUUUCAAAACAAGAUGAUAGGAAAUUAACAAUUAUUAUUAUAUUGCAUGUCGUUAUCUUUUAAAUAGUUGCUCAGAUUAUCAGAUAUAGACACAUGUUUAGCACUGUGUAUUAAAGUUAAAAUGGAUCAAAGAUCUAAAUAUUAAAACAAGAAUGGUAAAUCAACUAGAACACAAAGUGUAUAGAAUGUUGAAGACAUAUGGAUGAGCAGAGUUCAUGAACAAAAAUCAAAUUGUGUGGGAAAUACUUCAAAGAAUCAACGACUGAGAUCUCAUUACUCUAAAAUGUAUUUACACAUCAAAGGACAUUACCAAAAGAGUGAAAGAAAACUCACCAAUUGGGAAAAAAAUUUUAGUCAACCGUGUUUCAGAUAAAGGACAUCUGUAUAGAACACAUAAAGAAUUAAAUGAAUUAAGCCCCCAAAAUUCAAAGACCCAAUCCAAAAAUGGGCAUCCAAGAUGAAUACACACUUCUCGGAUGAAGAAAUACAAAUGGAAAACAAAUAUAUGAGAAAAUGUUGAACAUGAUUGGUUAUUUGAGAAAUGCAAAUUAAAACAACAAUGAGAUUCUAUUUCACCACAAAAGGAAAGAUUGUCACUAAGAAAUCAACCAAUAACAAAUACUGAUAUGGUUUUGUAUAUGAUAUGAAGGCUUUUUUUCUGAUACUGGCAUGAAAUACAUAGAAAACAUAAAGUGAAGUCUAAGAUACAUAAAACUACACAAGAUUGCAUAGUAUAAUUUGUUGGUUUCAGUAAUAUCUUACAAUUUAAAGAAAGAAGAUAUGAUUCUAGACACAUUUUACAGAUAACACAACUGAAACACAAAUUAUUAUUAAAAUUCAUAUUGCUGCUAAGAAUUUGUUUUAUCAUGAAGGGAAAUAGACCAGAAUCCAUUAGAUGUAACUGAUCUCUAAAUAGAUGUAGUAUCUUAAAUCUAAAGAAAGCAUUAUAGAGGACAUGGAAAAAACCCAGAGAAGUAGAGAUAAAAUAUAUAAAGAAUGGAUUAGUGGAAUGUAGGACUUAAACAAAUAGAAUUUUGGUAGAAAUAAUCAAUUUAAAAGUCAAAUGCAAAGGAAAAGAUAAUUAUCCUUGCACACAAGUUUGUAGCACUUAAGUUAGGAAAUAAACUGUUUAAUUUCGUGCACAAAUAAGAAAGCAUAGAUGUUUCACAUAGCUUUUCAAGUUUAGGACAAUCGUACGUGUUUUAGUCCAGCUGCAAAGUCCCUAAGAUAUUAUAUAACCCGAAACACUGCAUCCUUCUCUGCCAUCUCACUCCACAUGGCCACACUUCUAGUUCUGCUUGUCAGCAUGUGAGCUUCUUGCCCCUGCCAUGUUCUCUGCAAGGCUUCUCUUCCUACUUGACUACGUGCACACCUAUGCUUAUGUAUCACCUCAAAUUACAUCUUUAGCAGUAGUCACUGCUCAUAGCAAUGAGGAGGAACUCUAAGAAAAAGAAGUUAUUUUCCUUCCAUAUAUAGAUAUAAGUAGGUGUCUGUAUCACAGAACAAAUAAGUCCAUUGUAUAUGAUCUUACCUAUUUUCCACUGCCAUCCUAAAAUAUCAGUUGUAAUCUGUGCCUUGUUUGUAAUAAUACAUAUAGGUUGAAAGUGGAGAGACAGAAAAGUAAAUGCCAUGCAAAUAUCUUUCAAAAAAGAGAAAAAUAGACAGCUGGGGAUUUAGCUCAGUGGCAUGAGUGCCUGCCUUGCAAGCAGGCAGUUGUGAGUUCGAGCCCCGGUACUGAUGAAAAGGAAAAAGACCAAAAAAAAAAAAAAAAAAAAAAAAAAAAAAGGAGAAAAA